Vidua chalybeata is the source of this 1588-nucleotide messenger RNA. RefSeq names its product F-box protein 48 (gene FBXO48). The record is from RefSeq and is a predicted model, not a curated record. The transcript is spliced from 2 exons. Gene Ontology annotation, molecular function: protein binding. Bases 200 to 631 code for a protein of 143 amino acids. Lineage: Eukaryota; Metazoa; Chordata; Aves; Passeriformes; Viduidae. Gene Ontology annotation, biological process: SCF-dependent proteasomal ubiquitin-dependent protein catabolic process. Gene Ontology annotation, cellular component: SCF ubiquitin ligase complex.
GGGCCGCCCGGCGGCGCCGCCUCCGUGGUCCCGAAACCGCGGAAAUUCGCCCCGGAACCGGCGCCCCACGCGCAGAGCCGCAGCGGGCGGGCGACGGGGACAUGGCGGCAGGCAGGCAGCCAGCCCAGAGCGCUGCCGGCGGCGGCCGCCCGCGCACGGAGAGGCCGCAGUGACGCCUCGCCGCCCCGAGGCCGCGGGGAUGGACGCGGAGCGCGCUGCCGGCCGGGACAGCGCCGAGGGAGGAAGAGGAGGAGUGCGUGACUUCGUGUCUGCCCUUCCUCCCGAGAUCAGCUCCCGGAUUUUCAGCGGGCUGGAUGUGGAGAGCUUGUGCCACGCGUCCGUGACGUGCAAGGGCUGGCACCGCGUCAUCGAGAGCAACGAGCGGCUGUGGCGGCACCACUGCCUGGCCGUGCGCGCCGUCUGCCAGCGGGAGAUCGACUGCGACCGAGGGAACGGCUUCUCCUGGAAGAUUACACUGUUGAGAAACUACUGGAAAAGCAAAGUGAAGCAAGAAUGGCUUAGUGGGAAAUACAGCAACAUUCCUUCUCAAUUCAGUUUGCCAGAGAAAAGCAUGUAUCCAAUGGACGUCGACACGUGGGGAGAGAUCUUGGAAGCAGAACUUGAGAGAUGAUAAACCAGUGCUGAUUCUUGCAACUCAGACAGUUUUUGCCAAUAGCAGUCGCACUGUUCAGCAGUCGUGAAACUGAUUUUGAACUGAUUAUGAAUUUAUGAUGAAAACUUCUGCAAAAAAAAAAUUAUGGGUGUCUUUUUUUAAUUUGCAUUUUACUGUAUUAAUUUUAUGCAAAAUUCUAAAGACAACUAAAUCUUCAAUUGUAAUUUAUAUUUAUAAAUUUAAUUUUCUGCUGCACUGUCAAAAAUAUGCUGAUUACCAUUUCAGUUUGCACUUUUUGUUUUGGAAGAGAUGAUUUUUAUAUUAAAAAAAAAAAAAAAAACAACCCCUAAAACCGCCCAAGGUGUGUUUGACCUUUUGACAUGAUAUGUAUCAGCAGCACACGAGAGCCCACAAAGGAAGGCUGGGGAAGGGACAAAUCCAGACACUGGAAAGAAUCCUCUGGGCAGCAACGCUCCAUUCCCCUCUGAGCCCAGCCCCUCGCUAAAACCUCACUGUAUCUCUGCCUUUUCCAAGGGAAAAAAACCCUGACCUAUGAGAGUGCACCCCCUCCCCCUUGGCUACAUGUUUUGUCUCUCUUAACUACCAUCGUUAUCAUUUCUUAGUCAAUAGAUGGGAGAAAAUUCCAUGAGAAUAAAAAGGGAAAAAAAAAAAAAGAAAAAUCCUAACCUCCAACGAGUGUAACUCAGAGUAAAGCGCAUUCCUAAAUAUAGAGGAUGUAGCAAAAAGAUCAAUGAGUUGCAAACACUGCUUCUGCUGUUGUUAGCUGUUCUGCUCCAAGACUGCAUCUAGGUAGCGCAAAUUAAAAAAAUUAAAACCAACACAAAAAGGCACACCCGAGCACAUUGAGGGUACUGCUUCACUCCCUUCUCACAGCAUGUUUUACCCUGACUUAAGAGAGCUAGAAGUGCAAAAAGUGCGUCUAAGUUAAUAAAGAAAACAAUUCUAGCAGUACAU